UGGGCCCUGGCGGGCGCCGCGGAACCCGAGCUCGCGCGAGCCGGUGGAGCGGAGCGUGGGGAAGGCGGGACACGGGGCGGGGCCGCUGCAGGGGCGGGGUCUCCAGCCUGGCGGGUGGGGGGCGGGGACCCCCCAGUCCCCCCGAACCCCGCCUGCCCCGGCGGCGACACGGCCAUGAAGCUGAAGCUGAAGAACGUGUUUCUCGCCUACUUCCUGGUGUCGAUCGCCGGCCUCCUCUACGCGCUGGUGCAGCUCGGUCAGCCAUGUGACUGCCUCCCUCCCCUGCGCGCAGCCGCAGAGCAGCUUCGGCAGAAGGAUCUGAGGAUUUCCCAGCUGCAAGCCGAUCUCCGCCGUCCACCCCCUGCCCCUGCCCAGCCCCCUGAACCUGAGGCCCUGCCUACUAUCUAUGUUGUUACCCCCACCUACGCCAGGCUGGUGCAGAAAGCGGAGCUGGUGCGGCUGUCCCAGACACUGAGCCUGGUGCCCCGGCUGCAUUGGCUGCUGGUGGAGGAUGCCGAGGGCCCCACCCCGCUGGUCUCCCGGCUGCUGGCUGCCUCGGGCCUCCUCUUCACACACCUGGCGGUCCUCACCCCCAAGGCCCAGCGGCUCAGGGAGGGUGAGCCCGGCUGGGUUCGGCCCCGUGGUGUAGAGCAACGGAACAGGGCCCUGGACUGGCUGCGGAGCGGAGGGGGCGCUGUGGGGGGAGAGAAGGACCCCCCUCCAGCCGGCUCGCGGGGGGUUGUGUACUUUGCAGAUGAUGACAACACCUACAGCCGGGAACUCUUUGAGGAGAUGCGCUGGACCCGUGGUGUCUCAGUGUGGCCCGUGGGGCUGGUGGGCGGCCUGCGAUUUGAGGGCCCUCGGGUACAGGAUGGCCGGGUUGUGGGCUUCCACACAGCAUGGGAGCCCAGCAGGCCCUUCCCAGUGGAUAUGGCAGGAUUUGCUGUUGCCCUGCCCUUGCUGUUGGCUAAGCCCAGUGCCCAGUUUGACGCCACUGCUCCCCGGGGCCACCUGGAGAGCAGUCUCCUGAGCCACCUCGUGGAUCCCAAGGACCUGGAGCCACGGGCAGCUAACUGCACUCGGGUUCUGGUGUGGCACACGCGGACAGAGAAGCCCAAGAUGAAGCAGGAAGAGCAGCUACAGCGGCAGGGCCGAGGCUCAGACCCAGCCGUUGAGGUGUGAUGGCAGCCCCACCCUGACUACCACCGCGCCAGGCACGAACCUGGGGGACUGGGCCCCUGGCCUGCCCAGGAUGCAGUUUUCCAAAUCCUGACCCCUCAGAGCCAGGGGCGGCCCCUCUGCCCCCUCAGCCCCAGGGCGUGGCCCAGCUGCAUCUCCCCUCCCCCAGCCUGCCAUGUGGCACUGGCCCACGGGGGGGGGGGGGGGGGGGGGGGGGGACAAGCGGCCCUUGUGUUGAGCCAGGUCAGCCCCGUCUGGGGCGGAGCAGAAGGACGGACACUCAGGAGGGAGGGCUGCUGAGCAACUGGGUAACUUAUUGGGGCUGGGCAUGCACUGGGGGGCUGGAGGAGCUGGGCUGGACCCUCCCCACCUGAGCAUGCGGACCCCCCGUCCUACCUCCAGAAUAAAAGAUCUCAAG
Molecule: messenger RNA, 1597 nt
Organism: Zalophus californianus (California sea lion)
Lineage: Eukaryota; Metazoa; Chordata; Mammalia; Carnivora; Otariidae
Gene: B3GAT3
Product: beta-1,3-glucuronyltransferase 3
Exons: 5
Coding region: 175-1182 (335 amino acids)
Biological process (GO): chondroitin sulfate proteoglycan biosynthetic process; carbohydrate metabolic process
Cellular component (GO): Golgi membrane
Molecular function (GO): galactosylgalactosylxylosylprotein 3-beta-glucuronosyltransferase activity
Source: RefSeq, a predicted model, not a curated record